Messenger RNA from Mangifera indica (mango), 1918 nucleotides. RefSeq names its product protein kinase PINOID-like. Gene Ontology annotation, molecular function: protein serine/threonine kinase activity; ATP binding. The transcript has 2 exons. Gene Ontology annotation, biological process: protein phosphorylation. Lineage: Eukaryota; Viridiplantae; Streptophyta; Magnoliopsida; Sapindales; Anacardiaceae. Bases 405 to 1748 code for a protein of 447 amino acids. Gene Ontology annotation, cellular component: cytoplasm; nucleus; plasma membrane. The record is from RefSeq and is a predicted model, not a curated record.
UCGUCUUUCUUUCUCUCAGAAAAAGAAACCAGAGAUAUAUUGAGAAAACAAAACAUGCGCUCUCUCUCCAUUACUGGCUUAGCGUACGGACUGGUUUUUAAUCAGGAAAACCCUAAUUUUCAGGUACACACUGCUUCUUUCAAAAUGUACAUUCAAACCAUCCUUUCUCUCUUCUAUCUCUUGUAAUGCCGACUCUCAAGUCUUAACCUUCACUUUUGUUUUCAUUUGCACAUCUUUUUGACUUCAAACUCUUUUAUGCGUUUACCCAUUUUCAUUUCCAUUAGACCCUACGUUCUAGAACAAAGUUCAACUUAAAUUCCUUUUCUCAAUCUUAUUCGUGUUGCUGUUGUUGUUUUUCUUCACUUUUUGACCUUUGAUCUCUCUCUUUUAAAGAGAGAAGUAAAAUGGUAACAGACUCAUCAGAGCUUGAUACAACAACAACAAAUUCAAGCUCGAUGAGCAGUGAAAGUUGUAGCAGUUUUAGUCGUCUCUCCUUCGAACUCCCAACUUCUAAAUCUUCCCCAGAUAACAUAACUCUCAAGCCUCACCGUUCUUCUGACUUCGCCUACUCAGCAAUCCGUUCAGCGACUUCUGCCCGAAAAGCCGGCCUCACUUUCCGAGAUUUCGCUCUGCUCCGCCGCAUCGGAACAGGAGAUAUCGGAACAGUCUAUCUCUGCCGACUCAACCACUCUGAGAUUAUUGACAGUGGAGAUGAUGAGCAGUGUUUGUAUGCGAUGAAGGUGGUGAAUAAAGGGGCAUUGGCUAUGAAGAAAAAAGUUGAGAGAGCUGAAAUGGAGAAGAAGAUCUUGAAAAUGUUAGACCAUCCAUUUUUGCCUAGUCUUUACGCUGAAUUUGAAGCCUCUCAUUUCUCUUGUAUUGUCAUGGAGUUUUGUUCCGGUGGCGACUUGCAUUCUCUUAGACAUAAACAACCUCUCAAAAGAUUCUCUUUGACUUCUGCAAGGUUUUAUGCUGCGGAAGUUUUGGUGGCUCUUGAGUACCUUCACAUGCUCGGAAUAAUCUACAGAGACCUGAAACCUGAAAAUGUUUUAGUUAGAUCGGACGGUCAUAUCAUGCUCUCAGAUUUUGAUCUCUCUUUAUGCUCAGAUGCCAUUCCAGCCGUUGAAUUUCCAUCCUAUUGUCCUGAUCCGGCUUCUCCACAAUCUCAAACCUACGCACGUCAACACUUCAGUAAUACCCUUAAGCGCUUCUCCUGUUUUUUUAACCGGCUAUUACGGUCUAGAAAGAUCCCAACAUUAAACCCUAAUCGGCUCUUCGUUGCCGAACCGGUCACCGCCCGGUCAUGCUCUUUCGUCGGAACCCACGAAUAUGUUUCACCUGAGGUUGCUUCUGGUGGGUCCCAUGGUAACGCUGUUGACUGGUGGGCGUUCGGCAUUUUUAUCUACGAGAUGAUUUAUGGCCGUACACCAUUUGCUGCUCCAUCAAAUGAAACUACACUGCGCAACAUAGUGAAGAAACCAUUAACGUUCCCAACCCACGUGCCUUCUUCGACAUUUGAGCUGCACGCGCGGGACUUGAUUUCCGGAUUGUUGAACAAGCACCCUAAUCAUCGACUGGGAUCGAAACGUGGAGCUGCCGACGUCAAAACGCACCCGUUUUUCAAAGGCCUUAACUUUGCUCUUGUACGGUCGCUAACGCCACCUGAUAUUCCGGGUCUUAGAAGACGGAAAACGACGCCGUUUCCCGAGGAAAAGAUUAAAAUACAAGCAACGGAUUUCGAUUACUUUUGAGUUGGACAAAGAAGAAUCAACCUUUGCCAGAUUUUGUAACUGGCUGGCUGGUGAUGAAUGUGUACAUGUUUUUUUUUUUUUUUUAACUUGGAUGCUUUUGAGAAUUAUAUAACCAAUUACGUAAAUAUUGUCAUUAAACAAUGAAAUUUAAAAUUUUAGUUAGAGAUAAA